GAGGAUGAACGCCGCCAGCGUCAGUUCGCGCUGGCCGCCGCUCGCGACGAGCUUGGCGCGAAUCAGAGGGAGCUCCAUCGCGAUUUGGGGAAGUUCGAGGAGCAGCUGCAGAAGGCCAGCUGCCAGCGGGAGCAGAUAGCCGAGGAGCACGGCCAGCUCCGAGACGUUCUGAACGCGUUCCUGCACGAGCACGUUCAGCUGCAGGCGGAGCAGGCUUACAGAGGGAAUGAGCUGGAGCGUGCCCGCUCAGAGCGCGAGCAGACGGCUUGGGAACACUACAAACUGAACCGCGAUUUGACCAUGCUGGCGAAGAGCUACGACACCGGACUCGUGGCACCCCUGCUGGCCCCCUGAAGCUGAGGGCAGGCCGAGCGUUCCGCCCCGCUCUGCCUCCAGAGUCGGCCUUUUCGUUUGGUUUCACCGUUUCACGGCUGCCUGAGUGUACAUUAAAUCGUGCUCCCAACGAAGCACGAACCACAGGAGGGUUUAGCAUGCGGGGCCGCUGACUGGCGCCAUGCACUGCUGUCAGGUCGAGUGCCGCACGCCAGCAGAUGCAGCGUUCUGAGAGGAUGAUGAGGUGGAGGAGGAGGGAGGACUUUCGCACAUCCGAGACUUCAGGUCCUGUGCCCUUCUACUGCUUCCCCCACAUGCCGCGACCUUGCCCCAUCCGAGGCGCUACGCUCUGCAGGAGGGUGGUUGUGCCAGUGGAGCUCUUACUGGUAUCCAGAGUAUGUCCGUCCGUCGCCGUGAAUUUCACCACGUCGCUCGUUUGGUUGCCAUCAU
Messenger RNA from Prorocentrum cordatum, 783 nucleotides. NCBI's taxonomy places the organism in Eukaryota, Dinophyceae, Prorocentrales, Prorocentraceae. The record is from the annotation of a GenBank genome assembly.